AUGGGCCUUCACGAAUGCGAAGGGUGCGGCGAGAUAAUGAAGGGCUACUCCGCGGAAAUGGAAUGUGGAUGCGAAAGGUGCUAUUGCGACGAUUGUGCUCAAAAGGCUGCAGACGAGUCACCAUGCGAGUUCUGUGAAGGCAAGUAUCACUUUCACAAAACAUCCUGUCGUGACUGCGAAAUGGUUGUGCUCACAGAUCACUACAAGGCAUGCGAUGGCUUCCAAUGUCCCUUCAUGCAGCGUUUCGACGACAAUUGCUGCGAGCCAUGUUUGGACAAGUUUCUCAAUGCAAAUGCUUCCACGCUCAACACGGGGGAUGGAGCGCACGCUUCCAGAAAGCUGCAAUGCGGGCACACUCUCUGCGUCUUCCAUGCUAAGUACAAACGUUGUGGUAGCAUCUCUUGUCCUGAAUGUGAGUCUGUUGCAGCUCAAGAGAAGGCUGAAAAGCGCAGAAAGUUGAAAAAGGCACAAGAGCGCGCACACAUUGCUGCCAACCUUGCUGCCUUGCGCCAAAUCGGCAUCAAGAGCAAAGCUCUUAGCAAGUUUGUUCAGAAGAUUGAGCAGCGCAAACGGCAGAAGUAG
Messenger RNA from Symbiodinium pilosum, 582 nucleotides. The record is from the annotation of a GenBank genome assembly. NCBI's taxonomy places the organism in Eukaryota, Dinophyceae, Suessiales, Symbiodiniaceae.